Molecule: messenger RNA, 2096 nt
Organism: Salvelinus sp. IW2-2015
Lineage: Eukaryota; Metazoa; Chordata; Actinopteri; Salmoniformes; Salmonidae
Product: brorin
Exons: 4
Coding region: 395-1360 (321 amino acids)
Biological process (GO): negative regulation of BMP signaling pathway
Cellular component (GO): AMPA glutamate receptor complex
Molecular function (GO): protein binding
Source: RefSeq, a predicted model, not a curated record
GCCACACUCGUCUCACAGUGUAUCGAACGAACGACAGAACAGCUGUUAUACUGUACGUAGAAAGGAAGACCGUAAGUUGUGCAAGKCACAUCUAGARAAUCAAGCAUCCUUAUUGGGAACUAAGCUACAAGAUCAGUGUUUGCAAUAGUAUUUGUAUUAUUGGUUUGUUGUAGGCUUGUAUACGACCGUUUCUCUGCCUCUAUAGUGAUAUGUUGUUACCGRGGGCAGCUUAUAGCCUGCAAUAAAAAAGCUUCGACUUCUACCUCAACCUAACCGUCAGCCAACGGAUAAAGGACACACUCAGAAGCUUACAGAUGGACUGGCUCACACCGGAGAUGUGAAGUGUGUUAUGUGAAGCCAAGGUGUCAUCCCACCUUGCAGGUGGUGGGGAGAGAUGCUGCACUCUGUUGCCAUGACAGCGGAAGUCCUGUUUGUUAUGUGGUUUCUCAUGACCAGUACUCAGUGUAAUCCCGUGGCAGACUUGUUGGUGAGCCGGGAACGCUUUGAGCGCGUCCUGACCCAGGCCAGAGAGGACAAGUAUGACAAGCAGCAGGCCUCGGAGGGGGCGCUCAGUUACAGCACCCAACAACAGCUGAAGGAGAUCAGCUUCAUGGGCCUGGAGGCUAACAGAGGGGUCAGCAAUAGAACGUCUGUCAACAAAUCCAGGACGAACUCCAGRUCCCAGAAACGUGGUGGAUCCAAGGGUGGGAAGGCAUCAUCACAGGAGUUGUGGGAAGAGCAAGAGGGGGGCCUGAGUCGGGUAGACGAGGGCCCCACAAGUGAAACAAACCUCUCUCUUGACGCUAUCGACGAGUACGCAUAUCCAGAUUACAGGGGGAAGGGCUGCAUUGAUGAGAGUGGCUUUGUGUUUGCCAUCGGGGAGAAAUUUACUCCGGGGCCCUCCACGUGCCCUUGCCUCUGCACGGACGAGGGACCCCUGUGUGCCAAGCCUGAAUGUCCCAAAGUUCACCCUCGCUGCGUCCGGGUGGACACCAGCCAGUGCUGUCCAGAGUGCAAGGAGAAGAAGAACUACUGUGAGUUCAGGGGAAAAGUCUACACAACGCUACAAGAAUUUAAGGUGUCUCCGUGUGAGAAGUGUCGCUGUGAGGGGAGUGGAGAGGUGUUGUGCUCUGUGUCAGCAUGCCCUCAAACAGAGUGUGUGGAUCCAGAGUAUGAGCCUGAUCAGUGCUGCCCCAUCUGUAAGACCGGGCCAAACUGUUAUGCAGACACACAAGUGAUCCCAGCUGGGCGCGAGGUGAAGAUUGAUGAGUGUACAAUCUGCUACUGCACCUAUGAAGUGGGCACGUGGCAGAUCGAGCAUCAGGCUACCUGCAGCAAGAACGAUUGCCAGGUGAGCUAGAGACUGGCCCUGACAGUGGGUAUGGGGGCAGGGGCUAUGGGGCCAUAGGUGCUCCCGCCGUGUCCAUGUCAGCCAGCACGCAACUCAACGCUAGCCUGAUUAAACCAGACUGAACGCUGGUGAGCGCAAACAAAUGUUGAGUGCAGCGUUCAGUCUAGUUUAACCUGGCUAACUGAACGCAGCCUUCACCCAGUCUAUACCAGACAUCAGGGUCAUCCCCCAGACCGUAUGAUUUCUGCAUUUACAAUCACAUGUAUUAUUAAAUCAAGCUUUAUAUGAAGAGUUUGAAUCCAUAUACAGAAUAUCUAUUUAUCUAUGUACUGAAUUAUUUAUGGAYAAAAACUAGCCAAAACAUAUUUUUUAUAGCCACUGCAUUUUAUUAAACUGCAAUGUYUUGGGGUUAGAGGUCAAAUAAACAUAAUGGAAUGUAUAGAAUCCUUACUGUCUGUGUUUCAUGGAGGUAGAAACCAUAGCCUACUGACAGGGGGUGUCAUUCUUACACGAUGCACCACCUGAAGUAAAACAAUGGGUAAAACUUGUAAGGUUUCAAUUUGAAAAUUGUACGUAAUUUUGAAAAUAACUUAGUGAAGAAAUGUAAGAAAUGACAUGACUGUUUUGUGAUUUGGUUAUAUGUGUUUUGCAAUUUCAAUGUGUUUUGAUUUUAUGUGCUUUUUGUAAGCGGUUCUCUUUGUAUUAUGUAUUCAUGUUUAAAAUAAACAGCAACCUGUGCGCUGUA